Messenger RNA from Leptopilina boulardi, 543 nucleotides. RefSeq lists its product as uncharacterized. The coding region runs from base 1 to 543 and encodes 180 amino acids. Gene Ontology annotation, molecular function: nucleic acid binding. The record is from RefSeq and is a predicted model, not a curated record. The transcript has 2 exons. Lineage: Eukaryota; Metazoa; Arthropoda; Insecta; Hymenoptera; Figitidae.
AUGGGUGACUUACCACCAGAUAGAAUGAAGCCUCAGCGAGCAUUUUCAGUUUCAGGGGUCGACUUUGCUGGGCCUAUAACCACACUCGUAAACAAGGGUCGAGGAAGGAAGACCAACAAGUCCUACAUCGCCGUGUUUGAUUGCUUUUCAACCAAGGCCAUUCAUCUGGAGGGAGCAAAUAAUGAGUUGCUGGAAUUAUACCAGUUGCUAGAAACUGAGUCUCAUAAUUCCAUCAAUGACUUUUGCAGCGUUCGGAAAAUAGAUUGGAGUUUCAUUCCACCUUUAGCUCCACACAUGGGAGGACUUUGGGAGGCGGGAGUGAAAUCAUGUAAAUUCAAUUUGAAACGAAUGAUCGGAUUGACUCUUCUCACGUUCGAGGAAUUAUGCACCGUUCUGGAGCAAAUCGAAGCUUGCAUAAACUCACGACCUUUGUGUUCAUUGCCUUCAACGCUAUUUGAUUUACAGCCUUUAACGCCAGCUCAUUUCCUAAUCGGGGAACCGCUCACCAACUUGCCUGAUCCUGACAUCAAGAAGUUCCCAUGA